Messenger RNA from Notechis scutatus (mainland tiger snake), 1086 nucleotides. The record is from RefSeq and is a predicted model, not a curated record. NCBI's taxonomy places the organism in Eukaryota, Metazoa, Chordata, Lepidosauria, Squamata, Elapidae.
GAGAAACCCUAUGAGUGUCCAGAUUGUGGAAAAGGUUUCAGUAAUAAUUCCAACCUGAUUAUACACCAGAAGAUUCACACAAGAGAGAAACCAUAUGAGUGUCCAGAUUGUGGGAAAGGUUUCACUGUUAAUUCCAAAUUUGUAAAACACCAGAGGACUCACACAGGGGAGAAACCAUAUGAGUGUCAGGAUUGUUGGAAAAGUUUCAUUUGGAAUUGCGACCUUGUGAAACAUCUGAGGACUCACACAGGAGAGAAACCCUAUGAGUGUCCAGAUUGUGGGAAAGGUUUCAGUGAUAAUUCCGGCCUUGUGAAACACCUGAGGACUCACACAGGAGAGAAACCCUAUGUGUGUCCAGAUUGUGGGAAAGGUUUCAGUCGUAAUUCCCACCUGAUUAUACAUCAGAAGACUCACACAGGGGAGAAACCAUACAUGUGUCUGGAUUGUGGGAAAAGUUUCAGUGUUAACUGCAACCUUGUGAGACACAAGAGGACUCACACAGGAGAGAAACCCUAUCAGUGUCCAGAUUGUGGAAAAACUUUCGUUCGGAAUGCUCACCUGAUAGUACAUCUGAGGACUCACACAGGAGAAAAACCUUAUGAGUGUCUGGAUUGUGGGAAAGGUUUCUGUCAUAAUUCCGACCUUGUGAAACACAAGAGGACUCACACAGGAGAGAAACCAUAUGAGUGUCCGGAUUGUGGGAAAGAUUUCAGUACUAAGUCUAGUCUUAUAACUCAUGUAAGUGUACAUACAAGGGAGAAACCUUACAAAUGCCCAGAGUGUGGACGGUGCUUCUCGCGAACCUCCUCCCUUAAUGCACACAAGAAAAUCCACAUGAGGCAGAAGGCGAUGAGUGACGAGAAGGCUUGAAUUUCUUUUCUGAUCUGCCUUUGCAAAAACAACUGAGAAAUUGACUAUUUAAUUUCUGACCUGAUUCAGUUUAGUCAAAUGUAUCUAAGUAUUUCUCAUGUGGGAGAAAAGAACUGGAAAUUGAAAAUGUUAGUUUGAUCUACUUGUGCCUGGCUAUUAGCAGAAUGUAGUGGAUGUUCUCUUGCAAACGUAGUGUAAUUGCUGCAAAAAUGUUUU